Molecule: messenger RNA, 1394 nt
Organism: Paramacrobiotus metropolitanus
Lineage: Eukaryota; Metazoa; Tardigrada; Eutardigrada; Parachela; Macrobiotidae
Exons: 1
Coding region: 57-1190 (377 amino acids)
Source: RefSeq, a predicted model, not a curated record
CGGUAAAGCUCAAAUCAACGCUAAAUCAGGAGCCAUCCACUGUCGAACGAACCUGCAUGGAAAAAAUAGUUUCACUGAUACUUCCCGUUGCCAUCGACGCUAUUCGAUCAAUCAUGGGCGGAGGGGGUUCGAGAGAGGUAGAUGUGGGGGCUAUCACGCGUCCCCUGCAAGAAGAAAUGGCACGCCGCGAACAGGAAUACCAAACGCAACGCCAGCGCGACAACGAGUUCUUCCAGCAGCGCUUCCAACAGCUGACGAGCACCAACGCGGCCGAACGACAGCGUCUGCAGCAGGAUUUCCAGCGCGAAAAAGAACAUCGCGACCGUGAACGUCAAGCCGAACAGAAGCGUCACGAUGAGGAACUACAGCAACUGCGACAGGCGAUGAAAGUCAGCCAGGAGGAGGUGCAGAAGGUCAACGAUCAACUGCAGCGUCCCAUCAAGGAUCGCGAGGAGAAGAUGGAAUUCGUCAACAAUCUGAAAUUGCCGAUUCGCCAGACGGAUUCCCUGUUGUUGCUGGGUCCGAAAGGACUGGGAAAAAGCACCUUCUUGUGGUUGCUGAACAAAGGACCCAAGCCGGAACAGUCACUCUUGGACGGGACGGUGGAAUUCCUGCAUGUCAACGGAUUCGUGGACUCCAUCGGACUGAACGGAUGGACGCAGGAGGAACUGCUGAAACUGCUGGUCUUGAUGAUCUACGACGGGAUCCCCAAGGACCUCAUCAUCUUCGCCAACGACCGCAUCUAUCAGCCCAUCUUGACGCUGGGUCUGCUGGGCGUCAAUAACCCCAUGAGCGUCAUAAUGUCCAGUGUGUUCUGGAAUAACCUCGAGCCGGAGGACGGUAAUGAACCUCUGAUUCACCUGAAGGACGACGACAAGGGCGUACGUCGCGUGGAUCACUUGGGCCGCGUGUACAAUCUGAAGGUGUAUGAGAAGAUCAUGAAGCACCAGUUAGGUACCUUGCCCAUCACCCAUCAUGACGACCUGGAAGAACUGGUGGAGAAGCGAGAAAAAGCCGGGAUUCAGCCGUUCCGCUUUAUGAUGGACGACCUGGGGCAGCAGUUCCACGUGGAGAUGGACAACUCGCCCAACAUGGAGGCGCUCUUCCGCUUCAUCUACAUCUACGAGAAGAAGUACGCGAAGGAUCGACUGAAAUUCAUGAAUAACGCCUCGCUGCAGGACUUCAAAUGAGCUCAUUGGUUCGUUGUGAAUUUAUGGCUAUGGUAUGUGUAUAGGUGCGUGAAUGAGGUUUACGGUUCCUUGUGUCCCGUACUUUCUUCUUAUCUUAUAUUGAACAUUUUCAUCCUCCUAUCGUUCAUCAUUUUGAGUUGUAACCAUGUACUGAACCCAUGUUAUGUUUGAGUGUUCUGCCUCACUUUACAGCUCAAAAGAACC